AGAAACAAAGAAAGUGUUAGUGGCAGUGAGUGCUUGAAAGUUCGCCAGUUUCUUACCAAAAACUACAAAAAACUACCAUGAGUCUGCCGUCGGGUGUGGACAUGCAGAACCUGAUGUCGCAACAUCCGGUACUUGGCGCCCUGCCACCUGCCUUCUUCCUCCGAGCCGCCUCGGAACGCUAUCAACGGACACCCAAAUGUGCCCGUUGUCGGAACCAUGGCGUGGUCAGCGCCUUAAAGGGCCACAAACGCUAUUGCCGCUGGAGGGACUGUGUUUGCGCUAAAUGCACUCUGAUUGCAGAACGUCAAAGGGUUAUGGCUGCUCAGGUUGCCUUGCGCCGCCAACAAGCUCAAGAGGAAAACGAGGCCCGCGAACUGGGCCUACUUUAUACAUCCGUUCCUGGCCAACAGAAUGGCGGCGACAGCACCACACCCACCCCGCACAGUCCCAACCACAGUGGCAGCGGCGGCUCGGCCAGCGGCGGAUCUGGCCAGAACGGCGUCUUCCACGGCGGAAUACCAUCGCCGCCGAGCGACGGCUUCGAUGCCAGCUCCACUACCAAUCAUCUCCAGCAUCCGCAGCAGCAGCCAUCGCACCACCAGCAACAGCCACAUGCCCAGCAGCAACACAACCACAGCCACCAGCAAUCGCAGAGAUUCAAUGGCAAUGAAUCCGACACGGAUGGACGCACCCGUUCCGAGCACCUGAGCGUGGGCUUCUCGCCCACGAGGACCGAGCUGGACGAGAGUCCCGUUUCAAAACGAGGAGCUCCCCUUUCCAAUGAAACCGAUCAGGACACGGGCUCAGAGUCCGGAUCACCCAGCAGUCCCCGGCCAAAAGUGGCUGGUCUGUUCAAUCUCACCGCCAGCUUGUCGCCCGCCAGAACCGGUCCGCCCAGCUCACCCGAGUCUGAUUUGGAUGUCGAUUCUGCACCGGAUGAGGCCACGCCGGAGAAUCUCAGCCUCAAGAAGGAGGACAGUCAAUCGCCGCCAAACACACCCGCCGAAAACUUGCAUUUACUGCGAACCUUUAGCAGCAAUCAUGGUCAGGGCUUUAUGCCUUACCACCACACGCAGUUCCUGGCCGCCGCCGGACUGCCCACGCACCACCAUCCACCGGCCCACUCGCCGCACCACCAACAGUCGCCGCACAUGCAACAGCAACAGCAGCCGCACCACCAACAUCAACAGCAACAGCAACAACAGCAGCGAUCUCCCAUUGAUGUCCUGAUGCGAGUUUUUCCCAAUCGGCGACGAAGCGAUGUGGAGCAACUGAUGCAGAGAUUCCGUGGGGACGUGCUCCAGGCCAUGGAGUGCAUGCUGGCUGGGGAGGACUUGGGGCAGACGCCACCCCAGGUGCCGCCGUCGCCACCCUUUCCCAUGAAAUCUGCGUUCUCCCCGCUGGUUCCGCCCUCGGUCUUCGGUUCGCCCACACACCGAUAUCAUCCUUUCAUGCAGGCCCACGCCAAGAGGUUCCUCUCCGCACCGUAUGCCGGAACGGGCUACCUUCCGGGUGUUCUCAGUGCGGCGGAUAUCGAGCAGUCGGAGUCCAACGGAGCCGGCGGUAUCGGAUUGGAUCGCAGCAGCAAUGCCGGGGACUCCCAAGAUUGAGGCAUCGAGGCGGAGGCCAGCGGCGCUGCCGUUUUCCGGCCUUUCGAGUAAAAA
Molecule: messenger RNA, 1664 nt
Organism: Drosophila bipectinata
Lineage: Eukaryota; Metazoa; Arthropoda; Insecta; Diptera; Drosophilidae
Gene: dmrt99B
Product: doublesex-Mab related 99B
Biological process (GO): regulation of transcription by RNA polymerase II; sex differentiation
Cellular component (GO): nucleus
Molecular function (GO): DNA-binding transcription factor activity, RNA polymerase II-specific; protein binding; RNA polymerase II cis-regulatory region sequence-specific DNA binding
Source: RefSeq, a predicted model, not a curated record